Messenger RNA from Venturia canescens, 524 nucleotides. Its product is annotated as gem-associated protein 7-like. The transcript is spliced from 2 exons. Bases 84 to 446 code for a protein of 120 amino acids. The record is from RefSeq and is a predicted model, not a curated record. Gene Ontology annotation, cellular component: SMN-Sm protein complex. Lineage: Eukaryota; Metazoa; Arthropoda; Insecta; Hymenoptera; Ichneumonidae. Gene Ontology annotation, biological process: spliceosomal snRNP assembly.
UUGAGUCAAAUGUAACGCAUGAUCUUCCCUAAGAUCCGGUGUAAACGUAAACACAUCGGACACGUGACGUGUGUACUUCAUGAAUGCCGGCCGGCCACGCUCGGUUCAAUUUCGAUAAACAUAAAAUGAUUGAAAAAGAGCAAGAGUGCGAAAAGUUAACUGAUGAAAUCGUUGAGCAGGACUUUGCUAAGCCAGAAAGGCAAGAAGCAAGAGCUUUCUUGCGGGAAAGAUUUCUCCGCGUUAUCACGGGAAUUGUGGGAAAACCUGCAGAAUUUAAUCUUCAUGAGAAUUCAAAAGUUAGCGGUGAGUUCCGUGGUUGCGACGUCGACGGGCUCGAAGUCUAUGUCAGAGAUCUAGACACUCCAUUGGGAAAAGUUCCUGAAGCUAUUCUUAGAACUACCGAUAUCAUUCAUUUCACAGUUAAAAACAUUUGUCCUCAGCAAUGAGAUAAAAUAUCAAUUCCAUGUAUUUGUAAGUCUGAUUAAUGUUGAAAUUAUUUGUAAAAUAAACCUGUGGCACUUGUA